Messenger RNA from Sphaeramia orbicularis (orbiculate cardinalfish), 3018 nucleotides. RefSeq names its product sushi domain-containing protein 6-like. The transcript has 10 exons. The record is from RefSeq and is a predicted model, not a curated record. Bases 190 to 1692 code for a protein of 500 amino acids. Gene Ontology annotation, biological process: DNA damage response. NCBI's taxonomy places the organism in Eukaryota, Metazoa, Chordata, Actinopteri, Kurtiformes, Apogonidae.
GUGUCAAGCUAGCCUACAGGAAGCUAGCUAGCGGUUAGCUACUGUAUCCCACAUCCGCUGGGUUUAGUAUAUGUUGUGAUUCCACUGUAUCUAGUGACGUUUAAUGUUGUCCUUGUGGUCUAGAGAUCGCUGAUAAAUGCCUGCAUUGUGAGCUAGAGAGAGAGGAGGAUUCGAGGCCGUGUUUCAGUGAUGUCCAGGCUCUGCAGUGUACCUACGCAGGUGAAGCUGACUCUGAAGGGGAAGAUGUGCAAUGGAAUGAUAAAGUCAGUAUCAAAAGCCUGUUGGGCCCACAUCUCAGUUACUAAACUGCCCUUCCUCCUGCUGGUGGUACUGGCUGUAGUGCCCACUGGGCAAGGGUCAGGAUGUGUGAGGCCAUACAUGGUCCAAAACAGCUGGGUAAACCUUACAGAAACCAACAGGGGCUUGUUCCCCGUAGGGACAGUAUUGCAAUACAGCUGUGACCCUGGUUAUCAGCCUGAUGGUCCUAGCAUCCUCACCUGCACCACACUGGGGCUCUGGUCCUCUGAACCUCCUCGCUGUAUACGCAGUGAUGUGUGUCGACCCCUUUCCGAACCACAGAAUGGAGGUUACAUCUGCCAUCCAUCUCCAUGUCGAAUGUUUACCCAUGGCACCGUGAUUGAAUUCUUCUGUGAUGAGGGCUUUAUUCUUAAGGGGGAUUACAAAUAUUUGGCCUGUCAAGAUGGACAGUGGGAUGGCCCUGCACAGAUUAGUUGUGUCAGCCAAGGUUGCAUAAGACCCUUCUUGGUGCCACAUGGAUCAACUAAUCUGACUGAGACCAAUAGGGGUUCCUUCCCUGUAGGCACAGUAUUGGAGUACCGCUGUGACCCCGGUUACCAGCCAGAUGGACCUACUAUUCUCACCUGCACUGCACUGAAAGAGUGGUCAUCUGAACCACCUCGUUGCAUACGCAGUGACGUAUGCCAGGCUCCAUAUCAACCAGAAAAUGGGGGAUACACCUGCCACCCCUCCCCAUGUCGAAGGUUUUCUCAUGGCACUGUGAUUGAAUAUUUCUGUGAUGAAGGCUACAUUCUGAAAGGAGACUAUAAAUACCUUACCUGCCAGUAUGGGGAAUGGGACAACCUAGUGCAGAUUAGCUGCCUCAUGGAGCAAGACCAUGAUCCCACUUUGCCACUCGGAAUGCCUGCCUUGUCCAUAGUAGCAUCAACAGCAAGUUCAGUGGCCCUCAUCCUUCUCCUGGUGGUGCUGCUGGUUCUACUGCAGCCAAAACUUAAGUCCUUACAUCGACGUGAUCAGGGUGUGUCUGGCCAGCCUGUGUCCAUUAUGGUAGAGGGAGUCCAGGUGACUCUGCCUUCAUAUGAGGAAGCUGUGAGCGGUGGUGUCAGCACAGCUUCAGCUCUCAGCUCAGAGUCUCGGGUCCAGAUAGUGCUGUCUGAGGGUCAACAUGCCACAGCGCCAGAGGCAGGCCCAUCUAGACCAUCUUCAUUUAAACAACAGCAUUCAGAGAUGGAUGUAUACCAGCCUAUACCACCAACCUCUUCCUCCCAGUCACCCUCACCCUCCUCCUCGACUUGGGGUCUGGAACAUGCAGGUGCUGCAGCACCUCUAUCCUCACAGAGAAGGCUGUCUGCAGGCAGCAACCAAUAUAGCCUGCCUCUGUUUGACUCAGAGAUGGACUACUCUGAUGAUAUGCCAUUGCUGAAGGAGGCCUGAAACAUGCUGCAGCCUUUUGGACUUACAUACCCAAAACAACCAGCUCUGCUACUGACCUUAACUGGUGAGCGGGACACCUCUUCAGAGUUUGUCAACACAGCUGUCAACACAGUCAAGCCCUACUACAGAGGCUCUGAGUCAGGCUGUGGGUCACUCAGAAUAGUUCCUCUGACCAUCCCAAAGGAGAACAUAGAAGGGAUUCACAUGUACAUACAUGGUUACAUUUUUAUAGGAAUUCCUACACUAUGUACGUCUACUGUCUGACACAAUUUUCAAAUUUAGAACAAAAAAAACAGAAAGGACAAGCACUUCUGUUGGAAUGCUAAAUCCUAAAGUUGUUUUAAAAAAUGACUGCAUUUGAGUUAAAUGAGCAAUGCUGCAAACUGAUUUUGGGAGCUAAUAGUCUCAGUGUCUUGUUUACCGUGCACAUUCUUAAAUCACAUAUCACACUAUUGAAAUAUACAUGAGCAAAAGGCAUACAGGCCAGGGAAUAUCAUUGUUGUCUAGUCAUGCACACUCACAAUGAUGUCAUCUACUUUUGGUGUGACAUCGUUAUUUAAUUUAGCAUUACACACAAUUUUCACUUUCACUAGCAAUAUAAUGCUGCUUUCUAACCUGCAAGAUUGACCAAAUGUUUCAUGUGGUUAAGAGCAAACAUCUUAAAUGACAUAUGGUUCAGGCCACAUUCCAUUAUAUUUCACCUUUUCAAACAUUUUAUUUCUAAAUUUAUUCUUUUCAUGUCCUACCCUGUCCCCAAUGGCCUUAGCUUUCCACUUCUAUGCACAGGUAUCUCUUAUAUGUAAAAUAAGGAAUUUUAAAAAAUGAAUGUCAGUAAAUUGCCUCCACAGCUUUGUGGUAUGUGUGGCUUUGUCAGACAUAUGUGCACCAGAACAUAUUGUACUUUAAUUUAUUCAGGCUGCUUGAAAAUUCCUGUUUAAUGUCUAAAUGGGAACCUAAAAUGUAUAGCUAUUAAUUUAUUAGUGUCCAAAAUGCUGUUGAUCAGCUAUGGUUUAUGUUGAUGUUUCCACAGCUCAAAAAAAUAGGUCUUUUCACUUUGCCGCUUCAGUUAUAAUUCUACUGCAGGCACGUUGUAUGUGAUACUGUAAAAGUGGUUGGGAAGAUCUAACUAAACAGUGAGUAAAUGUGUACAGUUUAGUGUAAUGUCACUGUUCACUUUGACUGUCUUUUAAGUUUACUUUUUAACUGAAGAAUGGACUGUGUGUGCGCGCAUGAGUGAGAUGAUAUUUUAAUAUAUGUAAAGAAGUGUCAUGUUUAAGUUGAUUCUGUAAAUACCAUGAUCAUUUUGAUUAAAUAUUAUUUGAAGUG